This is a messenger RNA of Drosophila grimshawi, 4200 nucleotides long. It is a transcript of the gene cnn, whose product is annotated as centrosomin. The transcript has 8 exons. The record is from RefSeq and is a predicted model, not a curated record. Gene Ontology annotation, cellular component: microtubule organizing center. NCBI's taxonomy places the organism in Eukaryota, Metazoa, Arthropoda, Insecta, Diptera, Drosophilidae. Bases 121 to 3435 code for a protein of 1104 amino acids.
UAAAUGCACUGUACUUGUGAAGAACACACGACAUUAUUGUGUCAAAAAAUAUCAUAAACUAAGUAAAAUAUAUAUAUAUAAUGGCGCACUUAUUUCGCACCAAUUCGCUUAUGAACACAAAUGAAACGCCGCCAAGAGCGCAAUUCAAACGAUUCUCCGUUUGUACGGGUUCCCCAUCCACAAUUUGCACCAGUCCGGGCGGUCUUCACGAUGGAACCAUGGAAAAUUCAUAUUCCAGUUUUGAUGCGGCGUUUUGAUGCGGCACGUGCGCCGGGUGGGAUUCAUUCACCGAUGCAGGGACGCUCCGUGCGGGAGCUGGAGGAGCAGAUGUCGACGCUGCGGAAGGAGAACUUCAAUUUGAAGCUGCGCAUCUAUUUCAUGGACGAGGGCGGUCACGGUGGUGGUACACGUGGAGGUGCUGUUAACAGUACGGGUGAAUCCCCAACCAAACAGUUGAUUGAUUCCAAAAUUGAAAUUGAAGUGAUGCGCAAGGAAAUCGAGGAGAAAACAAAUCUCUUGAAGGAUGCAGCCCGUGCGAUAUCACAGCACGAGACUAUGCAACGCAACUCGGAGCUGGAGAGCCAUGCGAUGAUUGAGCAAAUGCAGCAAUAUAUACACCAGCUGGAGGAGGCCGCCAAGCAGCGGGAACCGAGAGCCUCCAUGGAUGCUAUGAACGCUGAAAAAUUCAAGAGCCUGGAAGCAGACGUGCAACGGCUGAAGAACGCUUUGUUGGAGGCUGACUCGAAGGAAGCGGAGCUGAAGCGUCAGCGUGGCGUUAUUACAGCCGAUUUGGAGGAUCGCCAGGAAUCGUUGGUGGCGUGCGAGGCAAAGAUUGCGGAGCUGGCAAUUAAAAAUGCCGAACUGGUUGAACAACUCGAGCGGCAAACACAAACCGAUGAGUUGGCAAAUCUGCGCACUCAGCUGGCCGACAAGGAAUGUGAGCUGCAGGUGUCUAAGGAGCAGCUGGCGGAGCUGGAGCGAGUCUACCAAAAGGCCUGUCGCUCCAUACAGAAACUGAUGCUGAAAGUGAGCAGCCAGGAUGAGGAAAUCAACAGAUACAAAAAGCAGCAGCAGACGCAGCAGCAGCAGCAAUCGAAUGAUGUGGCCACAUCAACAACGACAAUUUCGCCUACCGCUCAGCAGCUGCAUUCGCAGAGCGAUAAUGAAUCCACUGCUGGCUUGGACAUUUCCAGUGGCCUGAAGCAGCGCUACGAACAACAGCUGAAGGAUCAGGAUGAGCUAAUCAAACAGCUGCGGGCGGAUAUCAAAAAGAAGACGGCCAACUUGCAGAAUCUCGUCAACAAGGAGCUAUGGGAAAAGAACCGCGAAGUGGAACGCUUAACCAAACUGCUCAGCAGCAGUCAGCAGCAAUCGCUGGAAUCAACUGCUCAAGAUGAUGCCAUCACUUAUACCGAGGCGGAGUUCCGCAAGACGCUGAAGCGCAACAAAUUGCUGCAACGCAAAGUAGAUGUGUUGCUUCAGCGACUGCAGCAGCUGGAGCAGAGCAGUCAACUGGUGCCACAACUCCGCCAGCAGUUGCAAUCCAUGCAGACGGAUGUGGAGUUGGCCAACAAGUGGCGACUGGAAUGCGCUGAUGUUUGUGCUGUGCUCACCAAUCGCCUGGAGGAAUUGGCUGGCUUCCUCAAUUCGCUGCUGAAGCACAAGGAUGUACUCGGUGUCCUGGCCGCAGAUCGUCGUCAUGCCAUGCGUCGUGCCGUGGAUCGCAGCCUGGAUUUGUCCAAGAGCCUCAAUAUGACGUUGUCUGUGACGGGUGUCUCUAUGGCGGAUCAGAGUCUGGCACAGUUGAGCAAACUCUCGGAAAUUCUGCUCUAUACCGAUGAGCAUCAAACGUUCAAUUCCCUUGAGGAUAUGCAAGCGUUGGGCAAGGAGAGGGAGAAGGAGAAGGACAAAUCGAAGUCGUUCAAGGAGCGUCGUUCGUUGCCUUUGGCGCUGGAUAAUCAAAGUGAAUCGGAGGCUUGGUCGGAGCCUGAUCGUAAAGUGUCCUUGGCACGCAUUGGACUCGAGGACACCUCGAACAGUUUGGUGGAGCAGCAGAAACAGCAGAAGCAGAAGCAGCUGCAGCAGCAGCAACUUAGCGAAUCCGAUAGCGAGGAGCAGCUGCAGCAGCAGCAGCAGCCAACUUUGCCAAGUAGUAGCCAAUCCAAGGAGCGCUCUCGCCUGCAUCAAAUGGAGGCACGUCUCCUCGAAGCCCAAUGUCAGCUGGUCGAUGCGGAUAGUCGGUUCAAGCAGGAGCAGCUGCGUGUCCUGGAGCUUAAUCAACAGCUGGAACAGCUACAAUCGCAAAACCAGGCACUGCAGUCGGAUCUGCGUGCAAUUGGACUGCAAGAGGAUCAGGAAUUGAUUGAACUACAAAACCUGAACGAAUUGCAGACUCAGCAGCUGCAACAGUUGCAAUUGACAUACAAUACGCUCCAGGCGGAUUCUCAAAUCACCGAGUUGGAAUUGCAGGAAGCACAGCGUAAACUGCUCCACAUGGAGGAGCAGCAUGCAACCAGUUUGGAGGCGGCACGCGUUGAACUCUCACAGUUUAAAAUGGAGGCAGCCGAACGUUUGGCGAAGCAGCAGGAGAUCUUGGAACGCGAUUGGGUUGCCAGCUCCGAGCAUGAGGAGCUCAAAUUGCAACUGCUCGACUUGCAGCGUUCCAUUGAGUUCUACGAGGACAGCGAAAAGGAUCUGAAGCAGACCCUUGUCGAGAAUGAGUUGGCGACGCGUGCACUGAAAAAGCAGCUGGAUGAAAGCACUUUGCAAGCAUCUAAGGCCAUCAUGGAACGCACCAAGGCCUACAAUGACAAGCUACAGCUGGAGAGUCGACUGACGGAGCUGAAGCAAACGCUGACACAGCUCCAGGAGCAGCAGCAGCAGCGACUCAUCAAACCCAUCAACAACAGCAGCGAUGUCUCCCAAUCUGGCUACACUUCGGAGGAGGUCGUCGUGCCAGCUACUGUGAGAAUCACCAGCAGCAGCCACAGCAGCAGCAACUCAGCGGCAACGGGUCAACGCCUAAAUAAUCCAUCGCCGGAUCUAGGCAUUGAGAGCGAUGUGGGUCGCGUGCUCAGCGUAGAGCUGGCAACGGCACAGCGCCCACUGCUCAAAACUGUGGAACUGAUUGGAGAAGAGGCAGGCGAGCAAGAUAUUUCACCAGAUACGGAGGAUGUUGCUACGGCUAUGGUUGCUUCUACGAGUACGGCUGUUACUGGACAGACACCGAUGCACGACUGUGCCAAGGUAGAGCAAGAAAAUGCCGAUUUACGGCGUAAAUUAAUACGCACAAAGCGCGCAUUCGAAGACACCUACGAUAAGUUGCGUGUGGUUAACAAAGCAAAAGCACAAGUUGAAAAAGAUAUAAAGAAUCAAAUACUCAAAACGCACAAUGUACUACGAAAUGUUCGCUCGAAUAUGGAGAACGUCUUAUAACAUCCUCAUCAACAUCAUCAUUAUCAUCACUUUGGAUUUUGGGCCCACAAAUCGAGUCGUAUAUUUCUACAAUUGUCACAAUCUACUUAUUGUUUUUUACCACUACUACUAAUCAUUGAAUAUUUUGAUUUAUGAUUUCUGAAUUCUAAUAUUUUUAAUUUUGUAAAUGUCUUGAUGUAAAUAAGGCACGAAAGCACCACUUGCAUUUCUGAAAGAGACUGUGUAUAAAAUAAAAUAAAAUAUAAUCAAAUAAUAUCCUAUGUAACUAAAAAUAAAUGUGUAACAAAUGCAAGUUUUAAAUGACCAACCCAACUACAACUAAACUAAACUAGUACUAAUUACCAUCGUUCAUAUUGAAUGACCCUUUGAAAAUACAUAGUUCAUAAGUGCAUUAACAAUUUCCUGACAAGAUUCUAUAUAUUUAUAAUAUAAAUCGCUCCAUAGAAAAUAACCCAUAUUUUGGAAACUGACGCCGAGUGCCAUUUUUGCCAUAUAAAAUAAUAAUAAAACAAAAUCAUUAACACAUUCUAUGUUGCUUGAAUUAAUAUCUAUAUGUAUAAAAUGAAUCGUUUUUUAUUUAAUUUCCUCGAUUUUUUUGCCAUAAAUUUUUGCUUUCAGUUUGCAAUCGGAACGGAUAUUGAAAUUAUAUUAUGAUUUAUCUUUUUGUAUAAUGUGUACAAAUUUGAUUUCGAAAUGAAAAUAGAUGUAAGUGUUUUUGUAACAUUAUUAGAAAAUAAAAUACACUUAGUUUGUUUAAAAAAAAAA